Molecule: messenger RNA, 2103 nt
Organism: Alternaria alternata
Lineage: Eukaryota; Fungi; Ascomycota; Dothideomycetes; Pleosporales; Pleosporaceae
Product: alpha/beta-hydrolase
Exons: 1
Coding region: 152-1882 (576 amino acids)
Source: RefSeq, a predicted model, not a curated record
GGCAAAGGUGAUAUCUGUGUGUCUAAAGCAACUGCAUGUCGUCUUUGCGCAGCCAUAAUAACCUCGCCACUUACCUAUUGCGGGAGUUUUGCACCCCAUAGUCGCCUCCUCGUGUUUUGGAGCAACAGAUUAAGAGUGAUUGGGCUGCAAGAUGCACCUUUCUACCCUAUCCUGCUUCGUCGCCGCUGUCACCACCACGGCUGGUGUUCAAUUCGGCGACGCAAAGGACCCUAUCAACAUCGUAGGCGUCGGACGCAACGAUAUCGAAAUCUUCUUGGGUAUUCCAUAUGCUCAAGACACCAGCGGCGAAAACAGGUUCAAACCUCCGAUUCCCUAUGAGUAUACUCCAGGCACUACUAUCGAUGCGACUAAACCCGGGCCUGCUUGCCCUCAACCACUGGGCGUACUCUACCCACCCCUCGGACUGGGCAACAUCACCGAGACUUCUGAAGACUGUCUGAACCUGAAUGUCGCAAGGCCCAAGGCGGAGGACAGGCAAGGAAAGGGGCCGCUACCAGUGCUGGUAUGGAUUCAUGGAGGAUCUUUCUGGUGGGCCAGUAAUACCGAGCCGACGACCGCGCCUGACGGGAUGAUUAAGCAAUCUGUGGAGAACGGCGACCCGAUCAUACAUGUGGCCAUGAACUAUCGUCUUGGAUUCUUUGGGUUUGCCAACUCCGACUCGCUGAAAGAGGAAGGAAGCAUGAAUGCUGGUCUGCGUGAUCAGCGCGCUGCUAUCGAGUGGGUCCGCACAAACAUCGCUGCUUUUGGUGGGGAUCCGGAGAGGAUUACAAUUGCCGGUCAGUCUUCCGGCGGCCUCGCAAUCGGAAUGCAGAUCAUGGCUUACGGUGGGGAGAAGCCACUCCCGUUCCAGCGGGGUAUCGCCCAGUCUCAGUCCCUCGAGCCUGGUAUCACCGGUACUUUUGCCAAGGAUGCUAUGAUUGCAUUGGUCGACUACGUGGGAUGCAACACUACCGAUGUGGAUGCUCCUGAGACGAUCGAGUGUCUACGAGCGUUAGACACUGACACGCUGUUUGAGGCCUCGAAUGCGACAUACCAGAGUGAUAUCGCCCACAAUAUUGGUGAUAUCUGGUUGCCACAAGUGGACGAUGAUUUCCUUCCUGCACCACCAAGCCAGCUUAUCGCAGAAGGACGCUUCGGUAAUGCUACCUUCAUGUCUGGAUGGAUGCAAGGUGACCUGAACGUCUACACCAACACUUCCAUUGCGACCGCGCAAGAUACAUACGAUUUUGUUCGCGGGUACCUCCCAGCCUUCUCGGAGGAUUCCUUGACCAAGCUACUGGACAUGUACCCUGUAGAGGAAUUCGGAACCACCGUAAAUCUGACGGCGGAGUUCUACCGCUCAGCGCGAAUCUUCCGUGACAUCCUCAUGGUGUGCCCAUCGCUACAUCUCGGUGCUGCGAUCGACGAAAAGUACGAAGCGCCAGUCUACUUUUACAAUUUCAACCAGACCAUUCUAGAUCCCAUUCUCGAGUACGUUGACGAUAUUGUUGGGUUUGGAGUUGUCCACACAUCGGAGUUUGCGUACAUUUUCGACAGCAUGCAGGUGUAUAACAGGUCAGGCUACCCCUUUGAUCCAACAGAAUAUGAUUACGAGCUUGCUAUGCGAGCAAGUCGAUCGUGGAGCACAUUUGUCAGCCAUGGAGUCCCGGCGGAGAGUGGGCCUCAAUCAACUACGCUGCUGAAUUGGGACGAGGCAUAUAGUCGGCCAGGUGGUCCGUAUGUCAGGACGAUCGGUGGAACCCAUCCGAGUAACAGCGCGCUGGGCAUAGCGAAUGCGACCCAGGAGAUGGCAGAGCAAAAGCUGCAGGAGCGAUGUGCUUUCUUCAACAGCCCAAAGAUCAUCCAGGCACUUCAGUAUUGAGAGUGGUUUGGUCCGGCUAGAUGGAAUGUAGAUGUCUUUGGCCAAUGCAGAGUAUAUGAUCCAGAGAGAAAUAAAUAGGCCAAAUAGCGUUUAGGAGUAACGGCACAAGGGGUAUCUUGAAUCCAACCUCAGAGUAAUCACACUUCCUCAACCGCUAUCUUCCUACUCGGUCUUAUCGUUCUUGUUCGCCCCAUCAACCAACUCCAUUAUAAACUCCCACU